AUGCCUACUUUCCCAUCCAAUCCCGUAAACUCGCCACGCCUGCACAACACGCUCCGAAGGAACCCUCUCCUCUUUGGGAUUCCUUUCCUUGUGAUCAUCGUGGGGUCCUCGUUUGCGCUGUCAAGUUUUACGCAGACGAGGUAUGAUUUGCAUGACAAGAAAGUUACGCAGGUGAGCAAGCAGCAAGAGCUUGGUUUGGAGAAGGAUAAGAAGAAGUUCGACAUUCGAGAAGAGUACUAUAAACUGAGCGCAGCUCAGGACGAUGAAUGGGAGAACAAGCGCAUCCAACGACCGAAGGGUCUCCCGGAAUGGGGCGUCCCGCCCACCGAACCUCCCAACCCUCCGAAACCUUGA
This is a messenger RNA of Stereum hirsutum FP-91666 SS1, 354 nucleotides long. RefSeq lists its product as uncharacterized. Bases 1 to 354 code for a protein of 117 amino acids. Lineage: Eukaryota; Fungi; Basidiomycota; Agaricomycetes; Russulales; Stereaceae. Gene Ontology annotation, biological process: mitochondrial respiratory chain complex IV assembly. Gene Ontology annotation, cellular component: mitochondrial inner membrane. The transcript is spliced from 3 exons. The record is from RefSeq and is a predicted model, not a curated record.